Oreochromis aureus is the source of this 2424-nucleotide messenger RNA. RefSeq names its product ubiquitin-conjugating enzyme E2, J1 (gene ube2j1). The coding region runs from base 484 to 1437 and encodes 317 amino acids. The transcript is spliced from 8 exons. The record is from RefSeq and is a predicted model, not a curated record. Lineage: Eukaryota; Metazoa; Chordata; Actinopteri; Cichliformes; Cichlidae.
CGAGUAGCGAACUAAAGCUUCAGUACUUCGGAACGCUUCAUUUGGCCAUCACCAGUAUUAUAUCUAAAUCUUUCACUUUCCUAUUGCUAAUACAAUUCUAAUCUUUCGGUAAUGAUUUGCUUCCAGACUAAUGCCAUUACCGUUUCUAACAGUGAUGUGCGCACUCCUUGCGUAGCCUCAGAUUUCACUUCCUGUUUACGUUCCGUAAAAGACGUCACGUCGAUAAGGUUAGAGAAACCGUUUCAAAACCUAAACAGCAGAGAAGUUGAAAAAUAUCCCCUCAUUACUGAAACACGUCCUGCCCCACUUGCAGACUGGAGCUCCGGUGCGAGAGCGGGACGUACGGUUUGAGCUGUAUCGCUCAGAUUUAAGAACGAAGCAAGCUAGCCGGGCUGCUAAGCGAAGCUAACGCUAAUAUUUGAAAGCUAGGUAUUUGAAAACGAAAACGAUACAACUUCAAGACAGUGCCCAGUUUCUUCAAGGAUGGAGAGCAAAUACAACCUUAAGAGUCCAGCGGUGAAGAGGCUGAUGAAGGAGGCUGCUGAACUGAGGGAUCCCACAGAGCACUAUCAUGCCCAACCACUAGAAGACAAUCUCUUUGAGUGGCACUUUUCUGUUCGUGGUCCUCCAGACUCUGAUUUUGAUGGUGGGGUUUACCACGGCAGGAUCAUACUUCCCCCGGAAUACCCCAUGAAACCUCCCAGCAUCAUCCUACUCACACCAAAUGGGAGAUUUGAAGUUGGGAAGAAGAUUUGUCUGAGCAUCUCUGGCCACCAUCCCGAGACCUGGCAGCCCUCUUGGAGUAUUCGCACUGCCCUCAUAGCUAUAAUUGGAUUCAUGCCAACAAAAGGAGAGGGUGCCAUUGGAUCUCUCGAUUAUACUCCUGAAGAGAGGAGAGCCCUUGCCAAAAAGUCCCAGGACUUCUGCUGUGAGACCUGUGGCUGUACCAUGCGCUCUGCCCUCCUGGAUCUAACCCCCAAUAGCAACCCUGGUGCUGAAGACCAUACGGCUAAAGAACUGGCUCAGCAAAUCAACUUUAAGGCAGAGUCCAGUUUAUCCAGAGAAUCUAGUGAGAUUGAAGGAGGAGAAAGUGAACCUUCAACCCACACCCAGGGACCCUCCUCUGCAAGCCAAGAAGCUGAAAAAGACCAGGCCGAACAGGUAGAGGCUUCUCAGUCCACAAGAGCGGAAGCACUUCAGACACCUACAACCCCCACAAGUUCUGAUCGUCCUCUCAGCCCCAGGCAACGUCGCGCCCAGCAGACCCAAAGAGAGUCAGCAGCCAGCAGAGCAGUUUUCACACCAGUUCAUCAGCCUCAGGAUGAAAGCCACACAGGCUCUGCAGUUCUCAUUGUGGUGCUCACUCUGGCUUUGGCUGCACUCAUCUUCCGCAGGAUCUACCUUGCACAUGAGUACAAGUUUGACUAUGAUUUGUGACCUUCCUCCUGAGUCAACCGCUCGUACUACCAACUCCACAGAACUUUAAUUAGCUGAAGCAGAACCAGAGGUGAGGCAGUGGCUAACAGUGACUACAGCUGCCCUCCCUGGCUGUCCACAGCGGGUUCAGCCUCCACUUAGGGGGAACUUUCAUUCCUCUAAUCGCUAGAACACCUCCAGGGUGUCUUUAAUUCAAUGUGAAUUUUACUUUCCAGAGCAUCUUGCAUUUUUAUGAAUGGGAAGCUUCAUUGUUUGUGACCUGUUAAACCACACACACAACAUGUCCCCUUCCAUAGAAAUUGUCAAUCUUACGGCUGCUGACUGUUUCCAGUAUUGAAAUAACAGAGUAACGUAAAAUGACAACAACAUAGGAUCAGGGGCAGUUGUUGUCUCAUACUAAUUAUUUGAUCAAGAAAGCAUCUGCACAAAUUACAUGUGCUAUUAUGACUUCAUCAUGUGUUUUAUCUUCCUGCAAGGUCAGCUUGGUCACAGUGCACAGGGCUCUGUUUUAAUGGUUUAAGGCUAACAACAAGCACAAAGUUAAUGUGGACAAUUGUUUUAAUUGCAUGGGGGCAUGCAGAACAAUCUGAAUAGCAGAAGCUGCAGCUGCAUCACCGUGUGUCCUGCUACCUUUAGGUGACUGCGGGGAUUUAAUAGACUGAUGUGGAAGCUUUCUGCACACUGUAAAACACCAGUAGUUCAGACAAGGACCAAGACAAAUAUUAAAAAACAAAAUUUAAUAAAUUAAUCUAAAUACAGUACAACAGAGCCUUAUGAUAAAAAGCGUGGACUAUAACACAGUCUAUUCCUUUAUAGGUAUAGUGUGUUUUACUGAUACCUGUACCAAUAUCCUGUGCUAUAAUCACUGUAAUUUGUGUCUGUGUAUUUAUUUGAAAAGAAUACAAAAAGAGUAUUUAAAAUGUUUAAACUGAGAUUUCUUUCUUCAUUUCCCCCAAAUACAAUAAAUUUAUACUCAUCUUAUACAAA